Pseudogymnoascus verrucosus is the source of this 1358-nucleotide messenger RNA. RefSeq lists its product as uncharacterized. The transcript is spliced from 2 exons. The record is from RefSeq and is a predicted model, not a curated record. Bases 640 to 1296 code for a protein of 218 amino acids. Lineage: Eukaryota; Fungi; Ascomycota; Leotiomycetes; Thelebolales; Thelebolaceae.
UGGGAAUUUAUCUGCGAGGCGUUUCAUAUCAACGAGAAGUAGUUCAUCGAGACCGUGCCAUUCAGCCAGCUGCCAAAGGAUCUGGUGGGGGUCUCGUCCCUGAAAAAAAUCAUAAGGAAGCUCUUAUUCGGGCUCGUCCAAAAAAUUGGAAAGCUCGCCAUACAUCCCGCGAUGAGCUCAACGUACUAGCGCGUUCUUGACAGACAUUUAUGGAAUAGGGGCAGUUCAUGAUCCAAUUAGCAGCCACAUAUCAGAGAACAGCUAUUUACAGCCUGUUCGGGUAUUACUAACCUGAGUUAGAGCCCGAGCGUCAUCUCAAGCUCAGAAUGCAUAUCCAAAAUCCCAACGAGUCUUUUAGUAGGUCGAUAGAGGACAUGCAGACAUUCUAGACUAUUUAAUGUGGUCGAUGUCAUCCUUAUACCUCACCAGUUCGCCAGCUUGAAGUCCCAUCAGACACGCAAACUCGCAACUCUCAUUCUCUAUAAAAAUGUACCUAGUCAGAUCGGUUUUGUUAGAUUGUAACUAGCGUUAUGCUACGCUAGACGCCAAACACCACAAUCCCAUCUGUUGCCCAAACAAGCCACUACCCAGAGCGCAACUCCCAGCCAGCCAAAUCGCCGAGAGGUCUACCAAGUCACAAUGAACUUCCUCGGUCUCCCCAAAGGCAUAAACUUCCCAUUAACCUGGCGCAUCCUGCGCAUGGUAUCCGCACACCCUUACUGGGACCUCCUACGCCUACUUUGGCCAUUCCCCUGGUACCUGCCGCAUCCCCUCCCCCUGCCUCGCCCCCAGGCUUUCACCCACGACCACACGCUCUUCGAUACCCGCAACCCGCUCAUCCCGCAGAUCCGGCUCGUGCCACUGUUCCGCGCGCGUGACUCGCCGAUUGCAUCGUUCUACCGCAUCUAUGAAGCGAUGUGCGCGCGCGAUGGACCUGCCAUAGGCUCGGAGACGCAGUAUUUCUGGCGUCGCCCUGAGGCGCACUGGGCGUUGGAGGGAAUCCCGGACCCGAGGGACCCGGAUCCCGUGAGGUAUGCGGUACUUGCUUCGUUGAUGGAGGCGAUGGUGGAUGCGUUUAAUUGGAGGCUUGAGUUGGGGCUGAGGAGAGGCGGCAAGCGGUGGGUUGAGAGGGAGGACGAUGGGACACCGGCGCCAUUUGUGCCAGAGGUUAUGCCAGCAUGGGCUGGGGGAGUACCAGCGCUGGAGGAUGAGCUUAUUAUUGCAGAAGGUGGGACGGGACCGCGAUUCGCAGCGAGGAAUAUCAUUGCUUUCGAGGGGGAUCUACGGACGGUCUGACAACAUCGAAGCUAUACGAGCGCUUAGAGCUUUGAAGUAGAUAGGAUCUAAUUGAGUAUCCA